AUGCCUGGGCUACCAGCUAGUAUCGACCUAGACGAGUGUAUCGAGAGGCUCUAUAGGAAAGAGCUGCUGGCGGACUCGGUGAUCGAGGCAAUAUGUGCCAAAGCGAAGGAAUUGUUAAUGAAAGAGAGCAAUGUGGUCCACAUUGCGGCACCGGUCACGGUGGUCGGAGAUAUCCACGGCCAGUUCUUCGAUAUGAUCGAGAUCUUUAAGAUCGGUGGAUUCUGUCCGAACACCAAUUACUUGUUUCUGGGUACGUCGACCGUGUUUGUCUCGUCUAUCUCUCCUCCCGCAGGGCGGGUGUGCGAUUACGUCGAUCGCGGGCUCUUCAGCGUUGAAACGAUCUCCCUCCUCAUCUGCCUCAAGCUCCGAUACCCGCACCGCGUGCACCUGAUCCGCGGUAACCACGAGUCCCGCGGCGUCACGCAAUCCUACGGCUUCUACACGGAAUGUGCGCGCAAAUACGGCAACGCCAACGUCUGGCACUACUUCACCGACAUGUUCGACUUCCUGACGCUCAGCGUCGUCAUCAACGACCAGAUCUUCUGCGUCCACGGCGGCCUCUCCCCCUCGAUCCACUCCAUCGACCAGAUCAAAAUCAUCGACCGCUUCCGCGAAAUCCCUCACGAAGGCCCCAUGGCCGAUCUCGUCUGGUCCGACCCGGACACUGAACGCGAUGAGUUCUCCCUCUCUCCCCGAGGCGCCGGGUAUACCUUCGGCGCGCAGGUCGUGCGCAAGUUCCUCGAGGUCAACAGCAUGUCGCAUAUCUUGCGCGCCCACCAGCUCUGUCAGGAGGGGUACCAGGUCCUGUACGAUGACCGGCUGAGUACCGUCUGGAGUGCCCCCAACUACUGCUACCGAUGCGGUAACCUCGCCAGUGUCCUGGAAGUGAGUGAUACGGGCGAGCGGUUCUUUAAUAUCUUCGACGCCGCUCCCGAGAACGAUAUCCAUCGGGGAGAGCAACAGGCGCAGCAGAACAAGGACGGUCAGAGCCCCGUGAUCGAUUACUUUUUGUGA
This is a messenger RNA of Aspergillus affinis, 1014 nucleotides long. Its product is annotated as serine/threonine-protein phosphatase. Gene Ontology annotation, cellular component: FAR/SIP/STRIPAK complex. The record is from RefSeq and is a predicted model, not a curated record. Gene Ontology annotation, molecular function: protein serine/threonine phosphatase activity. The transcript is spliced from 3 exons. The coding region runs from base 1 to 1014 and encodes 337 amino acids. NCBI's taxonomy places the organism in Eukaryota, Fungi, Ascomycota, Eurotiomycetes, Eurotiales, Aspergillaceae. Gene Ontology annotation, biological process: peptidyl-serine dephosphorylation.